AUAUAAAAGAGUGAUAUUAUGAGCCAGAAAAGAUUGAAGGGUCAAGAAAACCAACCAAGAAAGGUGAUGGAGAAAGAAGCUAUCUACACCUGAUUGCAAAGGAUCCCUAUUUUAUUAUUAUUAUGCCACCAUGUCAGUGUUUCAUAUAAUAUAUGGCAUCUGGAUACUCUUCUCUGAAAGGUGCUGUAUAGUUGAGGUUACUGCUUCAUGCUGCCCUUAUUAUCAAUUCUUCAAACAAAGCAAUAAGAGAUUUGUGCAGAAAACUGAUAGGUUUUGGAAGUUCAAUGAACAAGCUGAUAGAUGGGUUGAAGUUGUGUUUCCUUAUGAUGAUCAUCUGGUAUCUGAAUUCAGCAACAAAGAAGGAGGAUUGAAGGAAGAACAGCAUGAAUUGUUUGAUGCUAAGCCCUUGGAUGUGGUUUUGCCACUGAGGAAGAGAAUUUCAUUGACCAGAAUGUCAGAUACAUCUAUUUGGGUCACUGGGGAAAGUGGUUCUAUAUAUGAGAGGUUUUGGAAUGGACUUGAAUGGGUUAUUGCCCCUCAUGACUUGCCAAUAGCAUCCGGCCGCGCAACCGCGGUAUUCAUCAUCAAUCACAUAAUUCUUGCUGCUUCUGAAGCAGGAAAUCUCUAUCAGAUGCAUGUGCAAUUUGGUGAAACCUCACAAACAGUUUGGUUGGAUGUCACACCUACACUCAAUCAAAUCACAAAUAAUGAUUCAAAGAAAAAUCCUUUGGUGUUAAUAAAGUCUGGAAUUGUGUCACAUGAUAGGCAGAGAAUUUAUUUCUGCACAAGGAAUGGAACACUGAUAGAACUUCUUGGGGUUGAGCCUCUAAGAUGGACAAAUCAUGGCCAACCAGCUGGAGCAAAUGUAGCAGCAAUAGCUGAAGUUGCUUCUGUAAGAGAAGUAGUGUAUACCAUAAGUUCUGCUGGAGAUCUUUAUGAAUAUGAUGAAAAAUCAAAACCAUCAUGGAAGAAGCACAUAUGGAAAGAAAGGACAGCACAAUUCGCGCCUUUAGUACCAUCUAAAGGGUGCACUCUAAGCGGACUGAGUGGUGAUUAUUCUGAAUCUCUGUUUCUUCUAAACAAGGAGGGUGAUUUGGUAGAGAGGAGACUGCAUCAGAGGAAGUGGAAAUGGAUGGUCCAUGGAAGUCCACCACAUCAAAAUUUGACAUCCAUUACGCCGGCUCUACAUGACGAAUCAAGUGAAACUUUCUUUUCCUUGUUCUUCACCAGUGCAGUUGGAUCAGUCUUUGAAUAUCAAAUGCCAAAACAAUUAGGUACAACUAAUCGAUUUCCAGGAAGUUGGGAAAAUCAUCAGCACCCUUUACAUGCUAAAGUAGCAAGAGGUAUAAUUGGCUUGCCAUUACAAGCUGGCAGGAUACUGUUUCCACUAGAUGAUGGUAGACUUGCAGAAUUACAUCUACUAGGACUAGGCGGCGAAAGUUCAGGACCAGCUUUACCACAAAACUUUAGAAGGAAAGCAUCAACUAAAUAUGUUUGGUCGAUAUUAGAUGUUCCAGAGAGCGAAGGAUGGAAUGCAGAAUAUUGCACAGAAGAACGUGGCCCCAGAAAUUGCCUUGCAGGACUAAAAGAUGAAUCAGUGGAUUCUGGAACAAGUUCAGUAACAGGUAGGAGAAAGCAAAGCCAGACACAGAAUUACUACUUAUCGCUGGGCACUUCAUUAGGCGAAUCGACUAAAUCUACAGAAGAUUAUAAUCUCCCUGAUGGCUGGACUAGUAGUAACUUCCGGCUUCGGUUGAUGUAUGAAGGAAAGUCAUUUUUCUUCAUAACAAAUGAUGGAUUAGUGUUUGAACACAUUUGUAUUGAGAAUGUUUGGGUGUGGCUGAAGCAUGAGAGUUCUACAGCUAUAGAAGGUAUAGUGGGAAACUAUAAUGGAAGCUUGUUCAUGGUUGAUACAUUUGGGAGUGUGCUUCUUAGAGAAUGGCAUGAAAAUGAGAUAGCAUGGAGGAAUUGCAGUGCUUUGUGA
Molecule: messenger RNA, 1984 nt
Organism: Arachis duranensis
Lineage: Eukaryota; Viridiplantae; Streptophyta; Magnoliopsida; Fabales; Fabaceae
Exons: 8
Coding region: 131-1984 (617 amino acids)
Source: RefSeq, a predicted model, not a curated record